Fusarium graminearum PH-1 is the source of this 1779-nucleotide messenger RNA. RefSeq lists its product as uncharacterized. NCBI's taxonomy places the organism in Eukaryota, Fungi, Ascomycota, Sordariomycetes, Hypocreales, Nectriaceae. The transcript has 3 exons. The record is from RefSeq and is a predicted model, not a curated record. Bases 1 to 1779 code for a protein of 592 amino acids.
AUGAGUGGGAUGCAACUACAACAUCGCUCGCCGCCACCACCUCCUGCCCCCACUGAGCCGCCUGCUAAACCAGCGACGCCAGCUCCUCCCAAGGAAGACCCAGAAAAGAUUCGAUUGGAAGCCGAGAUCGCUGCUUUCAAAGCUAUGGAGGAAAAGGUCAAGGCUGCCGAGAAGCAAAAGGAGGCAGAAGCACAAAUCCGAAAAGAAGCCGAGGAGGCUUUCCAUCGAAGAAUGGAAGAUAUGAGAUUGGCUCAGGAAGAGGCCAAGAAAGAAAUCGAGAAAGCCAGAUUGGAGGCAGAGAAGGCAGCCCGGGAAAGAAUGGAAGCCGAGCGAAAGGCCGAGGAAAAGCGUGCGCAAGAGCAUGCUCGAGCCAUGGCAGAGGCCGAAGAGAAGGCCCGACUCAGAUUCGAAGCUGAGAUGAAGGCUGCUGAGGACCGAAGAAAGGCUGAGGCCGAGGCUCGGAUCCAGGCCGAAGAAGAUGCUAGGAGGAAGUUUGAAGCCGCUGCAAAGGCGGCCGAAGAACAGCGAAAAGCAGAGGCUGAGGCUCGUGCACAAGCUGAGAAGGAUGCCCGUGAGAAGUACGAGGCUGAGAUGAAGGCAGCUGCCGAACAACGCAAGGCAGAGGCUGAAGCCAAAGCCAAGGCCGAAGAGGAAGCUCGCCUAAAGUAUGAGGCUGAACUGAAGGCAGCUGAGGAGCGUGGUAAGAGAGAAGCUGAAGAGCGAGUCAGAGCCGAGCGAGAGGCUCGCAUGAGGUUCGAAGCUGAGCUAAGGGCAGCUGAGGAGAGGAGGAUUAAAGAGGAAGAAGAGCGUAAACAGGCUGAAGAGCUUGCGCGUGUACGUUUCGAGAAGGCUUUGCAAGAGGAGGCGGCAGCUAAGGCCGCUGCUGCACAGAAGGCACAGGAGGAAGCUGAGCGUCUCAUGAGAGCUGAGCAGCAGGCUAAAGAAGAUGCCGCAAAGAAGGCCGCUGAAGAGGCUGAAAAGCUUAAGAAGCUUGAAGAGGACGCCCGCGCGAAGGCCGAAGCGGACACUCUCAAACGGAUCGAAGAUGAAAAGAAGAAGGCUGAAGAAGCUGCUGCCGCCGAGGCGGCUGCCAAGAAGGCCGCUGAAGAGCUCAAGGCAAAGAUCGAAGAGGAGACCAAGGCCAAGCUUGAGGAAAGCAACAAGACCGCGGAGAAGGCUCCAAUUCGGUUCAAAGACGCCGUCGGUCGCAAGUUCAGCUUCCCUUUCCACCUAUGCGCCACUUGGCAGGGUAUGGAAGAUCUUAUCAAGCAGGCUUUUAUGCAGGUUGAUGUCUUGGGCCCUCAUGUCAUGGAAGGCCAUUACGACCUCAUCGCCCCUGAUGGCGAGAUCAUCUUGCCUUCUGUCUGGGAAAGGGUGGUGCAGCCCGACUGGUCAAUUACUAUGACGAUGUGGCCGAUGGAUAAGCUACCUCAGUUGGGACCAAAGAUGCCUGGACCUAAGCACCCCCAUGCUAUCCCUAUCCCGCCUGGUGGACGCCCCAUGGGCAUGGGUAUGGGAAUGGGUAUGGGCACGGGCAUGCCCCCAGGUAUGCGACCAGCUGGUUUGCCUCCACAUGGCCGUAUGCAAGGACCAGGAGGAAUGCCACCACCUCCGGGAUGGCAUGGAGACAUGCGUCCUGGGCCACCACCUGAAAUUGUUACUGUCAACCCUGGGCCUAACAAGUCAAGCAAGUCCAAGAAAACAUCCAAGGACCACGGUUCAGGUAUGGCUGGAUUCUUGUUCGGCAAGCCCCAGAAGAAGAGGUCUAGCAGGAAAUGA